This is a messenger RNA of Prorocentrum cordatum, 846 nucleotides long. The record is from the annotation of a GenBank genome assembly. Lineage: Eukaryota; Dinophyceae; Prorocentrales; Prorocentraceae.
CUCUCUCACACUGCCUGAACAUCAUUUCUAGGAGUUCCGCGCGGAGUUCUUGGAUCCCGCGGAGCUCCGAUGACUUAUGCUCAAGCAUUGUUUUUUUCUUCGAGCCCUCUCUACCCAGUCGCGCCGCUGUCCCCGUCGAGCCCAAAAUCGGAGCGUCGGGAUCUUCGCGUGCUCGCGCUGAGACCCGCAAAGAAUCUAGUGCCAGAUGUAGACGGCGGCCUGCGCUUGUCGGCGCUGCUCGCCCCCCAUGUGCGGUCAGAGGCAUAGAAGGCUCACGCUCGAGACCGCGAGCCGAAAAUGGUUCAAACAAAAAGCCGGGGCACACGUGCACGGCGCGGUGUGACGCCGCUCUCCAGCGUCCGGCGCUCGUGCCACGGUGGAUGGCGGCCAGGGGUGCGGGGCACGGCGAGGAGGAGGGAGAGGCGAGAUGAGGAGGAAGAGGACAGCAGGCGGCGGGAGAGUCGUCGACUGCACGGCGCGGCGGACGCAGCGGCGUGCACCCGGCGCAACCCGAAACUGCCAGCCGAGCGGGCCGCGCAUCGAGCUCUGGCCCGCGCGGCGCUGGUAUUAGGCAGCGCGGGCCAUCAAGGUUCCGCGCCGCACAGGAACUCUUGGCACUGGAACGGAGAGGAAUGCCACGGGCCCAAGCUCUCGAGCUGCCCGCGCGGAUACUUCCCGGGCAGACGCGGGACCCCCCCCAACCCCACGUCGACGCCCCUCCCCUGGCGCGCAGAGCGCACCGGGGGUCGGUGCCGCCAGGGGGCGCGACGGAGUGUCGAGCGCGGGCCCGAGAAACCCGCGCGGGCCUCCGAGAGCCCAUGCCUGUGCUCGGGUGCUGCCCUCUAA